This is a messenger RNA of Spirometra erinaceieuropaei, 6824 nucleotides long. Lineage: Eukaryota; Metazoa; Platyhelminthes; Cestoda; Diphyllobothriidea; Diphyllobothriidae. The record is from the annotation of a GenBank genome assembly.
AUGACGAACUUCCCUGGGCGAGUACCGAACUGGAUUGGCCUUGAGGGCGUAAGUGAGAGGUUUGUGGUCGGCGUGAACCGAUAAAUCUCUGCCCUAUAAGAGGUGUCGAAAAUGACGAAUGGCCAAGUAAAUGGCAAGGAGCUCGCGAGUGAAAGUACUGUAGCGAAUCUGCGCCGGUUGUAGCUUCUGUGAAAAGAAAGCCAGUGGUAGCAACUGGUUUUUCACCUGUUGAUGCGGGAAUGCGCCGACAGCACUGUUGUAAGCGUCAGUGGUCAAGAUGAGCUGUGCGUGGGGGUCGGAGCUGAGAUGGUAAGGCAAAGUGGCAUCAACAAGAGCUUUCUUUGCUGCCUCAAAAGCUGAGUGAGCUGCUGGAGAAAGUUCGAUCGGCUUUGCUUUAGACUUCAAAAGGUCAGUUAGAGGAGCUAGGGUCGCCGCACAGGGAGGAAUAAAACGUCGAUAAUAAUUAAGAAAGCCUAUGAAACGCCGCAGCUUAGUUAGAGUCCUGGGGACAGGUAAUGACAGGAUGCUCUGCACCUUCUCUAGCAGCAGUCUCCACACAUGUUGUGAUGUCAUAAUCGAUGGAAAGCCUUACAAGCAACCUUGACCGAUUUAUGCCUCGGAAUGAGCAGGAAAUUGGACUCAGCCGUUAAGACCCACUCUCAGUUUUUCAUAUUUUUAUUGGCCGACUUCACUGUACACUGCACCCAACUGUGCGUUCCAUACAGGCUCAGGUCUAUUGCCCUCAAUAAAUUAAACUGAACUGAGCCUCCGUUGAAAUCAAAAAAUCGCGUCUGCUGAAGUAAGUACAACAGCGGACCUUUCUUGCGUUCGAAAUGGAGAUCAAAAUAGUGAAUGUACCUAACCAUUUUCAUUCAGUCCAGCCCGCAUCAGCAAUAUUCUGGGGUACAAAACCAAAUGCUACAUCGUUACUGGAUGCUUCACCAAAUGAUGAUUUAGAAAAUCCUGCAGCAUUCUCUAAAAAUUACGUCCAAUUUCGCAUUGCACUUUUGGUUUUUGUCACCUCACUCCGAUUUCCCCCAAUAACAUUAACUGAACUCAAAAGGAUUUGUCUGCAAAAAAUAACGCACAUCUCAUUCGAACCAUGCGUACUAUGGUAUGCAGUGACUGCUUUUAUUUUUUGUGAUUUUUCUGUCAUUGCCAAUAUCCUGCGCACUUUAUUUCGAUUUUGCAUUUUCCCGUCCUUCAUUUUUCGUUUAUUUGGUUGCGUUUUUCUAUUGAAAUUCUUCUUUCAGAUGUAUAGCAUACUAUUUCCUAGCAUAUGCGUUCAGGCACAAGUUUUGAACGCCAUAACUGUAAUAUUUUACGAGGUUAUGAACAUACUGUCUUGUCAGAACUCUGACGAAAGGUGUUUUUUAUAUUCCAGCGUCUGUCGACUUUGUAGCAGCACAGCAAAGAGAAUAAGUGCUCUGGGCACUACAAUUCUCAAGCCAAAUCCCAGAUUAGAAGGAGAAGACAUAAUGCCCCUGGAUGAGGGGUUUAUUGUGCUCUGAUGAGACCCCGACGGGUCUUUAAUAAAAAAAUAAUAAUUAAAAUGAGAACCCGGAGUUGUCCUCUCAGGCGGCAGUGGCCACUGGCGAAGUCAUGGCUGGUGUUGACUGCGUCCAGUCACGCCUGAGAGUCCUUGGUGUAGUGGUGGCAGCCGCUUUUGUAGGCUCGGGAGCCAAACUCAAGUGGCGUCCAGUCAGUGCGCUUUGCAUUUGCCGAGGGGUGGUGUCCUAGUGUCUUAGGCUGUGGUUGGAAGGGGGCGGUGCGAUCAAGUGGCCGCAUGGGCAGCUGCGGCUGUGCGGACGCAGGUGUGCUCGAAUUGUCCGUCGUGUGACUUCACGUCAGCGCGUCUGGAACGGCUCACUACAAGGGGUGAAUGACCUUGGGGCAGCGAGGUCUCGAACAAUGACACCAGACCAGACAUGAUGGCUUCCCACUAUAACUUUGCCGUAAACUGUUAGAUUCGAAAUCAUCCACCAAUUACUCCGAUGGCAGAUUCUUAUUAAAAAUUUGGUUACAAGAUGACGUUACCAGAAGGGGAGGAGCAGGCACUGCAAUGGUUUAAUUUUGAUUCUGAGGUUUCGACCGAUGUGCUCUUAUAGAACCUAAGACAAAUAAUCUCAACUUGGAGGGCGUUCGGCGCUUCUUUCCUGGCGGCCAACCCCAAAGUCCAACCCGACAUAGAUAAAAAGAUCUUCAGUAAAUCAAUGAAGGAAGACCACGCUGACUCACAGCGGCACAUAGAGACCAACUGGCAAUCACAGUAUUAUCUCGCCCCCCUAACGACAUUGGCGGUGUGACGACUUGCCAGUCUCUGAAUAGUCAAGGCCUCGUAUAUCGUUGUUACUUCCAGACACGAUGUAAGGAUAUCUCAAUAGCGUUUUCUCCUCCUCGAUCUUCAUUUUUCGACUGUCGACCUUUAAAUAAUAAGUUUAAGUACCCUAAAAUUAAUGUGGGCCAUGUGAGAUUAUCCUCGUCGGCUAUGUUGCCUGUUGUGAUUGGGUUGUCUGUGAUCGCUUGCUUGAUUGGGUUGUAUCUAUGGCUGAGAAGGUUCCGCAAGGAUUGUAUCAUGAUUGCAGGUGUUACCGAAUCGGGAAAAACAGCUCUGUUUACAAUGCUUGUCCACAAAAAGCACGUUAUGACUUUUACCUCACUUGGCCCGAACUCGGAUACCUAUAAAUUAAGGACCAGGGUAAUUUUAAAUAUGAGCUUAUUUUAAAUAGGCGUCAAGAAAUCUAACUCUUAUAGACAUUCCCAGUCAUGAGAAGAUUCGUUACGAAUAUGUAGCAAAAAACAAGAGUCGCACUGCGUACGCGUUGCUAUUCUGAACUUUUACAUCGGUUAAGGGGGGUCAUCUUUGUUAUUGACUCGGUCUCCAUCCAAAAGUCUCUCAAAGAUGUCGCAGAGUAUCUCUACAAUCUCCUCGCGGAUGCAACCUUGGCGAAGGGACGCGUCCCAUUUUUGAUUGUUUGCAACAAGCAAGAUUUGCCUAAUGCAAAGGAUAUUAUCGCGGUGGAAAAACUUCUCGAGGACGAAAUGUAAGAAUUCGAUCCUCAGGUUUAUGUUAUACCCUCCACUUGGUCUUGCGGCCAACUCUCUUCAUUAACUAAAAUGUUGUGUUUAGCGUUGACCUCCCCUGAACUGCUAGGUAAUUUUUCUCCUAACUUGGCGUCAAGUUGCCCUAUAUAGACGGUUGGCGGACUCGACUUUAGCACAGCCGUAGCGUUAGCCUAGAAUAAUGAAGGCGCUCGGUACCUGUGGCCUAUUUUUAUGUAACUUCACCGCUCUUGAAUCUCUCAUGGAAGCAGUGUCGCCCUGUAUAAGUAGGGAAAUCAUAAAAACCUUUAUGCAUCCACCAGCGUCUAUCACCGUCCGGGGGAAACCAAUAGAUUUUAAAUAAGGAAUAUCACUUCAUUUCAGAGCUGCAGAGAACUUACGUGGCAGAUUCUGCCCCCAGUUGUUGUCGGCGUCAAAGUGGUGUUAACCUGGCCAUGAAAACUUACCUGAAUGUUAUUGUUUGGAUCCGAGACCUCACCCCAAGGCGUCAAAAACAUGUGUGAGCUAACAGUUUUUCUCCCUUAAGAGAAAUCAUCCAAGUUCACUUAGGUGGUUGUGUUAGGAGUUAAAAAAUCAUGUCACCGUGUAUGUUCCAGGCCUCCAUUUGGCAGCCUGCUUGUCCCUAACUGGGUCAGGUAACUAACUGCAGGCGUCUGACUGCUUCACCAACACUUUCCAGUGUAGAAUGGGAAAUAGUAUCAAGGAGUUGGCAAUAGCGUCCGAAGUGAAAAUCGACAGUCACAUCAGUAUACAAUGCUGAGCGUAUUAAAGCUUCUUAUAUGCAACACUUUGUCAUAGACUGUGCUGCCUUUCUGCCACUGACUUAACCAACUACUUGUCUUAUCCCCUUUAAACUGAUUUCUUUUGUGUUUGUUACGACAGGUUGCAGCACUAAUUGUAGUAGUCUUUUUAAGUUCUCAACUUCUAAAAGUGGACUCGUACUUGAUGUUUGUUCUAACUGCAGUUCACGGAACUCUCAGAAAUAGCAGACCUAGACAGGUUAACUUACUAUCUUCUCCGUCAGUGGAAGCCGGAUUUCAUUGGCCAAAUAACCGCAUUCAUGUCUUGUUGGAUCGUCGAGCCAAGUCUAUCUGAUCUCUUCGUCGGGCAGUGACACUGAAACCGUAGACGAACAGGAACGCAUCCAAGCCACCUCAUUCAUUUCUUUUGGGUGACCUGAAGUGUCCACAUGAUGGUGUCGCAGCGAGUUCGGAGCGUCUAAAUGUAGACAGGGUCGAUUUUCUUCGUUCGGGGGAUAAAUGUCAGACAACGAUAGUCAGAAGCCUUUAUUUUUUGCUCCUCUUACUCCUCCGUGCGUGGGACUCAACAUUCACAGUCAUGCGGGUGGACUGACCAGACAGACAACAAGUACCUGCGAAUUUUCGUGAUCAUUGUGAUAUGCUUGACUCCAAAGACGCCUUAGAAAGCAAUAAAGAACCCUGCGAGCGACAUCGUUUUUGGCAAUCAUGUCGUCCUCACCUUAUUCGUCUAACAGCAGUCCGAAUCUAGCUGUCGUUAACAGAAUUGAGGUUAACCAGCCGACGCCCAGGUUCGUGUUUUGUACUGUCAAAGUCGCGUAGAGCCCGCCUAAGAAUCAAUUCGACGGGGCAGCUAAACAGGAUAAAUGACAGAAUGCAAUUUUGUCGGAGGCCUGAACGAAUAUCAAACGGUUGGGAGCAAUUGAAACGAUUGUUAACCCUAAUGAUCUUUAUUUUCCGUCUAAACGCCAAAUAGCUUCAUUAUCCGCCACAGGCGACCACAGUGAACGGGACCGAAAGCCACACCAAUAUCAAGAACAGAUCGCCUGUUUUGGUACCAGUAGUGGAAUUCCGGAAUGCGCCGUAGUGUUAAUAUCUAGCUGGAACACCCACGUCCAGCUCGGAACCCGGAUAGACUGAGUCGCCCCCGAAUCUUGCAAACUUAAAUCAUCCGAGCAUUCCAGUGGUCUUAGACCCUUAUAGCAACAUCAAGUCGACUUUUGUCGUCGUGGUUGGCGGGCGUCGUAUUGUUUCUUUUCCUAAAGACAAGCACAAGCAUCGCCAAACCCGAGAUACCAGGAAUGAUCUCUUCUCCCCAGUUUUGUACAGUAUGUAGGCGAACCCAGGCCGUUUGUGCAUCGACAAGACCUAUUGACUUCGGUGUAAAUACUAUCCUCUGCGUGCAAGUGUGCAGUCUCAGUCUCACAUUCGAGACUUCUCCCAGAUAUGGAGGGUGCAGGGAAGGUUGAAACUCCGUUGCCAACGAUAGGAGAGGUGGAAAGACACUUGAUGACCUUGGCUGAGUUGUCAGCAAUAAAGUUUACUAACACUUCGCGACUAGAGUCAUUCAGUGCAGGAAAUUUACCACUAACUUGGUGGAUAAGUUGAUUGAGUUGUCGAGUGUUGCUGACGUUCGAGGCCUGUUGUAUGAAGCUCUCCACUUCUGCCGAGUAGUUUUUACUGGCAUCUCUAAUCCAUUUUACUGUUUUUUUCCGGGACUUCGCAAAGAGAAUCACAAUUUCGGGACCUAACAUAGGUUAUCUGAGCAGACGACUAAAGUUAUUGCGCUGACUGAGUCACUGCGGCACCCUUCGGUGGAUCCAGAAAUUCUCUCACUUGUCCUUCUCACUGUGGACUUCGAGGCUGACCAACUGCUGCUGAUUUCACGUUGAUUCAGGCUCAAGAAUGAGUCCGGAUUUCUCUGUCUAGAGUCUCCACUGUCUCCUGACAUUAACGCGUCUGACACGAGUCCUUUUGUGGUUUAAGAGAGAAAUGAACCUUCGGGGGUGUUCUAGUGAGCAAAUGAUCGGGCUCGCUGCGUCCCCAGUUUCGGCACCACUCACCAAUCUGCGGUGAUGCGCCCGGAUAAGAGACCUACUGAGUAGAAUGUGGUCGUUCCCGAUGGCUAGACGGCUGCCGUUGAUGUGCCAGAUUAGUGGGUGUUUGUGACGGUAAUGAGGGCAAGUGUUGGGAGUAAGCGGUCCAUCCUAGUCAGCGAUCAGCGGUCGCAUCGGUUAACAGCACAAAAACGGCAAAGUAUAUGGCUGUUUUGAAAGUCGUCUAGCUUAAGCAUUGUCAUUCUAGUCGCCAACAACAUCUAGCGGAUUACGGCUAUUUGUGGCCGUUUGCGUCCUCAACCAACCACACUCUGGUUCGAAGUCAGUGGCUUUGAGGUAAACUGGACUUCACUUCUCCACCACCAAGUCACUGGUUAACGCUUUUUCGGCCGGUUACAAUGUUUGAUUCGGGUGUGACAGAACUUGUCGGUUAGGCCUGACUACAGCGCGAAGCACAUUCGCUCCGUUAUCCUCCGAAACAACAUCUCAGCUCUCUAAAGCGGUCGCGUAAUGAUAAACGCCCAGUAUUCUACUGAAGGUAACUGACAGCGACAGAAGACCCGAACACAUUGUAGAAGAUCGUAAUUAAGACUGCUUUGAAGUGCAGCGGGUCUAGUAAGACGCUUUCCACAUGUCCUUGUUUUUUCCGACCAUUUUAAGGUUUUCCAAAGCCUAGAUGCAACUUUUUAGCUACUCAUUUGUAGUUUUCCCUCUUAAAAAGAGUCUCCGCUAACCCUCCCCGCUUUUCCAUCUCAGAAAUACUCUAUGUAUUACGAAGGCCGGUGCGCUUGCUGGUUUGGACUCGGGAAAGGAGAGUGUUCCUCUGGUGAAAUCGGGCGAAAAAUUCAGUUUUGCCGACAAUAAACACCAUCGUGUCACUUUCGCGGGCUGUUCCGCCAUUGAAGAAAACAUCGGACCUGUGCGAUCCUGGCUUGAGCGCCAGUGA